Lasiosphaeria miniovina is the source of this 1458-nucleotide messenger RNA. Its product is annotated as permease for cytosine/purines, uracil, thiamine, allantoin-domain-containing protein. NCBI's taxonomy places the organism in Eukaryota, Fungi, Ascomycota, Sordariomycetes, Sordariales, Lasiosphaeriaceae. Gene Ontology annotation, molecular function: transmembrane transporter activity. Gene Ontology annotation, cellular component: plasma membrane. The transcript is spliced from 4 exons. Gene Ontology annotation, biological process: transmembrane transport. The record is from RefSeq and is a predicted model, not a curated record. Bases 1 to 1458 code for a protein of 485 amino acids.
AUGGAGAGGAUAUGUGACUGUGAUUGCGACUGUCCCAUCUACCACAACCAGCCACGCGCGUGGCUGUCGCGCGCGGCGGCGUGGACGGCCGGCGGCGAGAAGCGCGGCAUGACGCCGAUCCCUGCCGACGAGCGCACUGACAAGCGCUUCGCCAGCAUCUUCUUCGUGUGGUUCACCAUGAGCACCAACCUGCUGCCCAUCAUCACGGGCAUGGUCGGCACGCUGGUGUUUGGCAUCGGCCUGCGCGACUGCUCGCUGCUGAUCCUCUUCUUCAGCCUCAUGUGUGCGUUGCCGGCGGGGUAUUUCAGCACCUUUGGGUCGCGCACAGGGCUGCGGCAGAUGUUGCAUGCUCGGUAUACGUUUGGGUACUACCUCAUCUCCAUCAUCGUCGUGCUCAACCUGUGCACCAUCGCCGGGUUCGGCGUCAUCGACUGCGUGCUGGGCGGCUCGACGCUGGCAGCCGCGUCGGCCGGCAAGCUCGACGCGACGGCAGGGAUUGUCGUCAUCGCCCUUGUGUCCAUGGUCGUGUGCUUCGGCGGGAUCCGCGUCAUCCACGCCUACGAGCGCUACUCGUGGGUCUUUGCCCUGCUCGCCAUCACUAUCGCUACCGGCGUCGGCGGCAAGCACCUCGCCAGCCAGGCCGAGACGGCCCCCGCCGAGGCGGCUACGCUGGUGGGCUUUGGGGGUGUUGUUGCCGGGUUUUUGAUUCCGUGGGCUGCCAUGGCCGCCGACUUCAGCGUGUACUGCGACGCAUCCGCCUCGACACUCCGCAUCUUCGCGUACACGUACGCCGGACUCUUCUUCCCAACCGUGCCGCUGAUGGUGCUCGGGGCUGCCAUCGGCGGCGCGACGCCCAACAUGCCCGAGUGGGCGGCAGGGUACGCCGAGCACAGCGUGGGCGGCGUGCUGCAGGCGAUGCUGCUGCCGGCGGGCGGGUUCGGGCGGUUCGUGGCCGUGCUGCUGUCGCUGACCGUCAUCGGCAACCUGACGACGGCCAUGUACUCCAUCUCGCUGAGCUUCCAGCUGGUGCUGCCGGUGCUCGUCAAGAUCCCGCGCGUCGUCUUCGUCAUGGUGUACACGGCCGUCGCCAUCCCCGUGGCCAUCGAGGCCGCCAAGUCUUUCUUCGCAGCGCUCGAGAACUUUAUCUAUCUGAUCGCCUACUGGUCCGCCGCGUUUGUGGCUGUCGUUUCGGCCGAGCACUUCGUCUUCCGCCGCGGCGACUGCGCCGCCUACGACGUGGCGCACUGGGACCAGCCGUCCAAGCUGCCCACGGGGCUGGCUGCCAUCGGCGCCAUGGGCCUGUCGUUUGGCCUCGCCGUGCCGUGCAUGUCGCAGGUGUGGUAUACGGGGCCGUUGGCCAAGGAGACGGGCGACAUUGGCUUCGAGGUUGCCCUGGUGCUGGCGGCCAUCCUGUACCUCCCCCUCCGGUGGAUCGAGCUCAAGUAUCGUCCCUUCUAG